AUGUUGUCUGCAAAAGCCACGUGCAACUCCCAUGGCCAAGAUUCAUCCUACUUCCUCGGAUGGGAGGAGUACGAGAAACAUCCAUACCACCAACUUAAAAAUCCCAACGGUAUCAUUCAGAUGGGCCUCGCCGAGAAUCAACUCUCAUUCGACCUUCUGGAAUCAUGGCUCCAGAACAAUCCUCAUUCAGCCGGAUUCAAAAACGAUAAUCAUUCACUCUUCAAGGAACUUGCCCUCUUCCAAGAUUAUCAUGGCCUUCCUGCUUUCAAAAACUCAUUAGCCGAUUUCAUGUCAGAGAUUAGAGCAAAUAAAGUAACAUUUGAUCCAAACAACCUCGUACUCACCGCCGGAGCAACCUCCGCCAAUGAAACUUUAAUGUUUUGUCUUGCUAAUCCCGGCGAGGCUUUCCUCCUUCCCACCCCAUAUUAUCCAGGGUUUGAUAGAGAUCUCAAGUGGAGAACUGGAGCUGAGAUAGUACCUAUCCAUUGCUCGAGCUCAAAUGGUUUCAGAAUCACCGAAUCAGCCCUCACAGAGGCAUACGAAGAAGCGCAAAAGCAAAACCUGAAAGUGAAGGGUGUUUUAGUCACAAACCCAUCAAACCCAUUAGGGACAUCACUGAGCUUGCAUGAACUCAACCUUCUCGUUGACUUUGUCUCCUCCAAGAACAUCCAUCUCAUUAGUGACGAAAUCUACUCCGGCACUGUUUUCUGCUCUCCUGGCUUCGUUAGCAUCAUGGAGGUCUUAAAGAACAGGAACCUUAUGAACACCGAUGUGUGGAAACGCGUUCAUAUUGUUUAUAGCCUUUCAAAAGAUCUCGGUCUACCAGGGUUUCGAGUUGGAGCUAUUUACUCCAACGAUGAUAUGGUGGUCUCAGCUGCAACGAAAAUGUCGAGCUUUGGGUUGAUUUCUUCCCAAACUCAAUACUUACUAUCAGAAAUGCUAUCUGAUAAGAAGUUUACAAGAAAUUAUCUAUCUGAGAAUCGAAGAAGGUUGAAGCAAAGGCAUGAAAUGAUGGAAAAGGCCCUACAAAAAACCGGUAUUAGAUGCCUCAAAGGAAAUGCUGGUUUAUUUAGUUGGGUUGAUAUGAGACACCUAUUGAGUUCACAAACGUUUGAAGGCGAAAUGGAAUUAUGGAAGAAGAUUGUGUAUGAAGUGGGGUUGAAUAUAUCACCAGGUUCAUCAUGCCAUUGUAGUGAACCUGGUUGGUUUAGGGUUUGCUUUGCCAACAUGUCAAAAGAAACCCUACUUAUAGCCAUGCAACGUCUAAGUUCUUUUGUGGACUCCAUGGCCAAGAAACAUAAUCAGAGUGGUCGCCGGCAGCCACUGAACAGAAAUUUAAGAAGAUCAAAGUCGUCACUGCCCAAGUGGGUUUUUUCACUGUCGUUCACCACCGCAAAGUCAGGGAAGGAAAGGUGUCAGAUGUGA
Lactuca saligna is the source of this 1425-nucleotide messenger RNA. The record is from the annotation of a GenBank genome assembly. NCBI's taxonomy places the organism in Eukaryota, Viridiplantae, Streptophyta, Magnoliopsida, Asterales, Asteraceae.